This is a messenger RNA of Panicum hallii, 2301 nucleotides long. RefSeq names its product protein NRT1/ PTR FAMILY 4.5-like. Gene Ontology annotation, molecular function: transmembrane transporter activity. Gene Ontology annotation, cellular component: membrane. The transcript has 8 exons. Gene Ontology annotation, biological process: transmembrane transport. Bases 383 to 2284 code for a protein of 633 amino acids. Lineage: Eukaryota; Viridiplantae; Streptophyta; Magnoliopsida; Poales; Poaceae. The record is from RefSeq and is a predicted model, not a curated record.
CAAAAUUGCUGAGUACUAAAACAGGGUAACAGCUUAUGCUAGGAUUCUACUAUGUUCAGGACAGAACAAUCAACAAGUAAACAAGUUACAUAGUAUCAAAACAGAGGUGAUAGCUUACGUCAGGAACAGCUAACCAAUCAAAGUGACUAGUUCUUAUGUGUACUGAGUUUGCUAAGUUCUAAUCCAGUAUUGGCAGCUGUGCUUGUACAUAUGCACCAAGCUGUACUAAAGAAUUCGAAGAAAUCCACAUCUAAUGGUCGUAUCAAGAAUUAAAGAGAAUAUCCUAGGAAGACUCGUUCCUGCAGCAUGAUUUAAAUGUCCUUGCAGCUGCAGCUUCGGCCCCUCCUCCUCAGAUAGUCCUUGCUUGCAGUCCUUGGACAAAAUGGAACACGAGGAGAUGAGCAAAGUAUCUGAAGCCAAGAUCAAAACAGACUCCAUCUCCAUGGACCAAAGCAAAGUAUCCGAGGCCAAUAACGGCGGAGUAGAUCACUCCAUGGUGGAAACACGUGUAGUUGGAGGAAAUACAUAUGAAGUCAUUGAAGGGAAGGUUGAUUGGAGGGGAAGACCUGCAUUGCGAGGGCGUCAUGGCGGUGUUGGCAAUUCAUUCUUCAUUCUUGCGAAUUUCGGGCUUGAGAACAUGGCCUCGUUGUCUCUGGCCGUGAACCUCAUCCUGUACUUCAUGUUCGUCAUGCACAUCGACCUUGCCGAAGCCUCCAACCUGCUGACCAACUACAUGGGCACCAGCUACAUGGUCGCCGUGCUCAUCUCCGUCUUCGCGGACGUCUUCGUCGGCAGAUACAUGACCGUGAUCAUAUCAUCUCUGAUCGAGCUCGUGGGGCUCCUGCUGCUGAUGCUGCAGGCGCGCUCCGACCGGCUGAAGCCGCCCUCCUGCCGCUACCCCGUAGACCCGACGUGCCAGCGGGUGCACGGCGGCAACGAGGUGCACCUCUACCUGGCGCUGUACCUCAUCGCCAUCGGCUCGGCGGGCAUCAAGGCGGCCCUGCCGGCGCACUGCGCCGACCAGUUCGACGAGAAGCACCCCGAGGAGAAGCUGCAGAUGUCCAGCUGCUUCAACUGGCUGCUGCUUAGCCUCUGCACCGGCGGCGCCAUCAGCGUCACGGUGUUCGUGUAUAUCCAGCAAUACAAGGGCUGGGACAGGGGGUUCGCCGCCGCCGCGGGCGUGAUGGGCCUCGCCGUCAUCGUCUUCAUCGCCGGCAUGCCGAGGUACCGCCUCGCCACCGUGCAAGGCAGCAGUGCGCUGACGGAGAUCUUCCAGGUGUACGUCGCUGCAUUCAGGAACAGGAACCUGCCGCUCCCUGAGAACCCCGACGAGCUGUACGAGAUCAGCAGGAGCAAAGCUUCCCCGGACACGGAGUUUGUGGCGCACAGGGACAAGCCGUUCAGGUUCCUGGACAGGGCGGCCAUCGUUCAGACACCGAAGGAUGCGGCGCCGAACCCGUGGCGGCAGUGCCGGGUGACGCAGGUGGAGCACGCCAAGACGGUGCUGGCCAUGGUGCCCAUCUUCUGCAGCGCCAUCAUCAUGGGCACCUGCCUGGCGCAGCUGCAGACCUUCUCCAUCGGGCAGGGCAACACAAUGGACAACUGGCUCGGCAAGCAUUUCCAAAUGCCGGUGGCGUCGCUGCCCAUCAUCCCGCUCGCCAUGCUCAUCCUCGCCGUGCCCAUCUACGAGCGGCUCUUCGUGCCCUUCGCGCGCCGCCUGACGGGCCUCCCCACCGGCAUCACCUACCUCCAGCGCGUGGGCGUCGGCCUCGUGCUCUCCAUCGUCUCCAUGGCCAUCGCGGCCGCCGUGGAGGUGCGGCGCAAGAAGGUGGUCGCGAGGCACGGCAUGGUGGACAUGAUCCCCGGGCACGACUACCUGCCCAUGUCCUGCUUCUGGCUGGCGCCGCAGUUCGGCGUGUUCGGCAUCGCCGACAUGUUCACCUACGUCGGCCUCAUGGAGUUCUUCUACUCGCAGGCGCCCCGGGCGCUCAAGUCCAUGUCGUCGUCGUUCCUGUGGUGCUCCCUGUCCUUCGGCUACUUCAUGAGCACCAUCAUCGUGCAGGCCGUCAACGCGGCCACCAAGGGCGCCACGGCCAGCGGCGGGUGGCUCGCCAGCAAGAACAUCAACCGCGACCGCCUCGACCUCUUCUUCUGGCUACUCGCCGUGCUCAGCACCCUCAACUUCUUCAACUACCUCUUCUGGGCCAGCUGGUACAAGUACAAGCCCGCGGUCCCACAACCCGAGCAGCAGCAGCAGCAGCAGCAGCAGCAGCAAGAAGUGUAAUGCGUCGUGUCUCCAAU